Molecule: messenger RNA, 1083 nt
Organism: Funneliformis geosporum
Lineage: Eukaryota; Fungi; Glomeromycota; Glomeromycetes; Glomerales; Glomeraceae
Source: the annotation of a GenBank genome assembly
AUGUCAGCCGUAUCGAACACAGGGACCAUUUUCAAGGCUAUUCCAGAAGGAUUACCCAAUCCCGACGUACACUUUGAAGUAAUUCAUCGUACAAUUGAUAUUAAAAAUUUGAAACUGGAUGAAAAUGAUUUUAUUUUGAGGAAUCUUUAUUUGUCUUUAGAUCCUUAUGUUCGAUUGACCAUGAGAGAACCUCAAAUUGAUUCAUAUAUGCCAUCAAAUUUAAUCGGUCAUAUUAUGAGUGGUAUUGGUGUUUCUGAAGUUGUAAAAUCAAAUAAUCCCAAUCAUAAAGUUGGAGAUCUUGUUUAUGGAUUUAUCGGUUGGGAAGAAUACACUCAUAUUAAGACUGAUGCUAAAAGUACAAACGAUUACCAUUUUAAAAACAUUAAUUAUCAUAAAAAAUUAUUAAAAGAGAUUCCAUUGAGUUAUCAAGUUAGCCUCCUUCAGUUUAGUGGAUUGACUUCUUACGGAGCUUUAAUGCUUCUCGGAAAACCAAAAGCAGGAGAAACAAUUUAUAUUUCGUGUGCUGCUGGAGCCACCGGAAAUCUCGUUGGUCAAAUCGCAAAAAUUAAAGGGUUGAAAGUGGUUGGAUCUACUGGAACUGACGAAAAAGUCAAUUUCCUUUUGAAUGAUUUAAAAUUUGAUGCUGCCUUUAACUACAAAAAAGUUGACCUUGAUAAGACUUUAUCUGAACUUUGUCCAAACGGUAUUGAUAUUUAUUUUGAAAACGUCGGCGGCGAAACUCUCGAUGUAGUCCUUAAACAUUGCAAUCGCUUCGCUCGUAUACCAGUUUGUGGCAUGAUAUCACAAUAUAAUAUUACAAAUCCAAAAGAAAAGUAUGGAAUAAAAAAUUUGGAAUUGACCUUUCAUAAAAGUAUUUGUUUUCACGGAUUUCUCGCAACGGAUUUUAUUGGAAGUCAAGUCGAAAAGGAUUUUGAAAAAGAUAUGUUAGAAUGGGUUAAAUCCGGUAAAAUUAUUUGUAAAGAAAAUAAUAUCUUGGGUAUCGAAAAUGCUGGAAAGGGUUUCACUGAUAUGUUGGUCGGUAAUAAUGUUGGAAAGUCAAUCGUAAAAAUAGCUGAUUAUUAA